AUGACUCAACCUGGAAUUCGUAUUGCCAUUGACAGAGGUGGCACGUUCACCGACGCCUGGGCUCAGAUCCCGGGUCAUUCCUCAGACGUGAUCUUCAAAGUCCUCUCCGAAUCCCCAACAGAGUACGAUGAUGCUCCAACAGAAUGUAUUCGUCAGAUCCUUGAGCUUGCCAGCGGCUCUCCGAUACCUCGUGGAACUCUCUUAGACUUGACCCCGGUAGAGUCCAUCCGGAUGGGUACUACCGUGGCCACGAAUGCGCUCCUCGAACGUAAAGGGGACCGCAUCGCACUUUUGACCACGAAGGGUUUCCGAGACCUGCUGAAGAUCGGUAAUCAAGCGAGACCCAAUAUUUUUGACUUGUCUGUUCAACGACUUCGGCAGCUAUACGAGACGGUAGUUGAGGUGGAUGAGCGCGUGACGAUCGAAGGAUUCUCGGAAGACCCCGAUCCAAAGCCGAUUGAUGUUGAUUCUGAUAAGGAUCUACAUAUGGGGUUGACGGGCGAAGUCGUUCGUGUGCUGCGUACUCCGAACUUGGAUGCGGUCCGGAAAGACUUGCUCGCUCUUUGGGACCGAGGAUAUCGGUCAGUCGCUAUCGCGUUUAUGCACUCAUACACAUACCAAGAGCAUGAGGUUGCAGUGGCGGGAGUAGCGCGCGAGCUUGGCUUCAAAGUUGCCGUGUCAUAUGAGCUCCAGACCAUGGCGAAGCUGGUUCCUCGAAGUCAGUCGGCCGUUGCGGACGCUUAUCUGUCGCCUGUGACGGAGAAAUACCUGGACGGAUUUCGGAAAGGUUUCAAAGGCGAGUUGAAAGACGAACACGCGAAGAAGGUUUUUUUGAACCAGUCUGAUGGUGGUUUAACCUCGAUCGCAAAUUUCUCUGGUCUUCGCGGGGUGUUGAGUGGGCCUGCUGGUGGUGUUGUUGGCAUGUCAAGGACAUGUUAUGAUUCCGAAGAUGGAACACCCAUACUGGCAUUUGACAUGGGUGGUACAAGUACCGAUGUCGCCAGAUAUGCUGGGGCAUUGGAACACAUCUUCGAAAGUACUAUUGCUCAAGUUACGAUCCAGACGCCACAACUUGACAUUAACACCGUGGCUGCUGGCGGUGGAUCGAUGCUCUUCUGGGAGAACGGGCUUUUCAAAGUCGGCCCACACAGCGCAGGGGCCCAUCCCGGUCCAGCAUGUUAUGGCCGAGGUGGUCCGUUAGCUGUGACAGACGCGAACCUGUUCCUCGGCAGGAUCAUACCGGACUAUUUCCCACGACCUCUAGAUCUUGAAGUAGUCAAAGAAAAAUUCGCUGCUUUGACCGCAGUCAUUAAUUCCGAAAAAGACGGAUCCUCCCAGCUUACUCCAGAAGAGGUUGCUGUCGGGUUUAUCUCUAUCGCGAAUGCAACUAUGACUCGACCGAUUCGGACUUUGAGUGAAGGUCGAGGCUUCGAGACUGCGGCACAUAAUCUUUGCUGUUUUGGUGGCGCCGGUGGGCAACAUGCUGUAGCUAUUGCAAGGGAUCUCGGUAUUCACAGAGCUUUGAUUCCACGAUAUUCCAGCAUCUUGUCUGCAUAUGGCAUGGCUCUGGCAGACGUGGUUGUUGAGAACCAGGAGCCAGAGGCAACUUCCUACACCAUGGAGAACCUCCCCAGACUGGAAGAGCGAUUCGAAAGGUUGAAAGUAGCGGGUGUCGCUGGGCUUGUUUCUCAGGGAUUUCCUGAGUCCCAAAUUGCGCAUGAGUUGUUCUUGAACAUGAGGUAUCAGGGCAGCGAUACAGCGUUGAUGAUUUCCUAUCCAGGAGAUUUCUCGAAAUUUGGUGAUGCAUUUUCUGCGCGCCAUCAGCAGGAAUUUGGCUUUACUCAACCGAGAGAAAUUCUGAUCGAUGAUGUGAGAGUUCGGAGCACUGGCAAGGGAAUGGAUGUUUCUCUUUCUAGCCCAACAGCUGAACUGAAGAAGCUCGCCAAUUCGCCUCCAGCGACACCGAUCAACCCAGAAAGAAACAUUAAAGUCUACUUUGAACAGGUCGGUUGGCUUGAUAUUGGUUUAUACUCGCUCAAGGACCUGAAAGUAGGCACUUGCAUCAAUGGACCGGCCAUGGUAAUCGACAAGACCCAGACAAUUAUUGUGGACCCUGCAAGUUCGGCUAUCAUCUUGCCAGAGCAUGUCGUGAUUGAAAUUACUGGAGCAACUAAGCCUGAAAUUACCACGAAAGCUGUAGAUCCAGUGCAGCUCAGUGUCUUCGGACAUCGAUUCAUGAGCGUGGCCGAGCAAAUGGGCCACACUAUGCAAAAGACUUCAAUCUCAGUGAAUAUCAAGGAACGACUUGACUAUUCCUGUGCAGUCUUCUCUGGGGAUGGUAGCUUGGUUGCCAAUGCUCCCCACAUUCCAGCUCACUUGGGCUCCAUGAGUUAUGCAAUCGCAUACCAGGCACGACUAUACAAGCCUGGUGAAUUGAAGCCUGGCGAUGUGCUUUUGAGCAACCAUCCAUGCUCUGGUGGUACACAUCUUCCCGAUUUAACAGUAACCACACCCGUCUUUGACAGCAAUGAAAAUCCGACAAGAAUCCUCUUUUUCGUGGCGAAUCGAGGCCACCACGCUGAUAUCGGGGGAAUCCAGCCUGGUUCCAUGCCUCCGAACUCGACAGAGUUGUGGCAAGAGGGUGCAGCUGUAGAGUCAUUCAAGAUUGUCAAAGAGGGUGAGUUCGAUGAGCCCGGGUUGAUUGAGGUGUUGGUUGAUAUCCCGGCUUCUUAUCCUGGGUCAAGUGGUACACGGACCUUGCGGGACAACAUUGCAGAUUUGAAAGCUGCAAUCGCCUCUAAUAAUAGGGGUAUUCAGUUGAUCCGGUCGUUGAUCGAAGAAUACACCUGGCCCGUUGUGGAAUUCUACAUGAAGUCCAUUCAGGACAAUGCCAGCCAGUCGACCCGCGAGCUUCUCAAAGUAAUCGCUCGGAAGUUUAAAGGACAGCCCCUAGAGGCCGUGGAUUACAUCGACGAUGGAACUCCUUUGGCACUGAAGAUCACCAUCGAUCAAGAGAGUGGCGAUGCAGACUUUGACUUCACCGGUACUGGACCAGAACAUUUUGGAAACCUGAAUUGUCCACCCGCUAUCAUGUACUCGGGGAUUAUGUAUUGUCUUCGGUCGAUGAUAUCCUCCGACAUCCCUUUGAACCAGGGAUGCCUGAAGCCUAUUCGACUCAUAUGCCCACCCAACACCCUCCUCUCACCAUCCCUCAAAGCGGCAACUGUCGGGUCUAACGUCGAGACCUCUCAACGCAUUGUGGAUUUGAUCUUCAAGGCGUUUCGUGCCGCGGCUGCUUCUCAGGGUACCUGCAACAACCUAACUUUUGGUUACGGUGGCCGCGAUCCUGAAACCGGGGAAGUGAUCAAGGGAUUUGGAUAUUAUGAAACUAUCGCUGGCGGAUCGGGGGCCGGCGCAGAUUGGGAUGGCGAAAGCGGCGUGCAUACACAUAUCACCAACACUCGUAUCUCCGAUCCGGAAAUUUUCGAAAGGCGUUAUCCUGUCAUCCUCCACGAGUUCUCUAUCCGGAAUGGAAGUGGUGGAGCUGGACGCCGCCGCGGUGGAGAUGGGUGUACUCGCGACAUCGAAUUCCGAUUGCCGAUGCAGGUUUCUAUUCUAUCCGAGAGGCGUGUUAUUCCUCCAUAUGGAAUGGCGGGUGGUGAGGAUGGGAGUCGAGGGGUGAAUAUGUGGUUGCGAAAGUAUCCCGAUGGUACGAGUAGGCUUAUCAGUCUUGGUGGAAAGGCAACAACGCAUAUGAAUCCUGGUGAUCAUAUCAUUGUACAUACGCCUGGAGGUGGUGGGUAUGGGAAGGACCCGAACAAGAAGGAAGAGGUUUUUAUGGACAUUUUCAAGGUCCACGAGAAAUUUGUACCGAGCACUUCUCUGCUGCGGACAUGA
Penicillium pulvis is the source of this 3897-nucleotide messenger RNA. RefSeq lists its product as uncharacterized. Gene Ontology annotation, cellular component: cytosol. The record is from RefSeq and is a predicted model, not a curated record. Gene Ontology annotation, biological process: glutathione metabolic process. The transcript has 3 exons. NCBI's taxonomy places the organism in Eukaryota, Fungi, Ascomycota, Eurotiomycetes, Eurotiales, Aspergillaceae. Bases 1 to 3897 code for a protein of 1298 amino acids. Gene Ontology annotation, molecular function: 5-oxoprolinase (ATP-hydrolyzing) activity.